Naegleria lovaniensis is the source of this 948-nucleotide messenger RNA. RefSeq lists its product as uncharacterized. Bases 1 to 948 code for a protein of 315 amino acids. Lineage: Eukaryota; Heterolobosea; Eutetramitea; Acrasida; Naegleriidae. The transcript has a single exon. The record is from RefSeq and is a predicted model, not a curated record.
AUGAGUAAACACACGACCGAGUCGUUCGAGCCGGGCUACACCACGAUUGGUGAUGAAUACGACAAGAGUAAAAUUCUAAAGGAGCAACGAUUAAAGGACGGCCGUACCGUUGGUAAACAAUUUGUAACCUCUCCCACAAAGAGAGGUAAAGUCGGAAAGGGAAUAACUUUCGGAGAUUUCAAGUCGCUCUAUGAUGGAGAUCCAUUCGAAGAUCCAGGAACAAAUGAAAGAAAAUACAAGAAGGAGAAUGAACUAAAGGCACAAAAGAUACACAAGACUCCAUUCAAGCCAAGCUCUCCUCCAAAGAAGUCUGUCGGUCUAGGCACCUACUAUGGAACCAUUGGAGGUGUUUAUCCUCACGAACAAGAAUACGACACUCUCCAAAAAGGAGAGAAGCCACAACCGGUUAAGGAACAAAAGAGACCCAUCUACACCAGUCCUCCAAAGAGAGGUACCUAUGGAUAUUUGGGCGUAACCAUUUCAAAAGGGACUGAAUACAAGUACGAAAGCGACCCUUUCGAUCAUUCUCUUGAAAAGAAAAAAGAGAAGGAGGAAGAAAAACAAAAACAAGUGAGCAAGAAGGCAUUCAUUUCUUCCUCUCACCAUUUAGAUUAUUUUGACACUCAUAAGAAUGUGGCUGCUCCAAAGAUUCUUGGUACUGAUGAAAAAGUUGAAGAGAUGUUGAAAAAGACAAUGGAAAAGGAAUCUGCUUCUCCAAAGAAGGAUUCAGAAGAAAGUAAGAAAAAACCUUUCUAUCCUUCUCCUGUAAAACAAAGAAGUGAUUUCCCUGCGUAUAUGGAGGAUCCUUACGACAAGAGAGUGCUUACCAAGAAAGACGAAAAGGAACAAAAGAAGCCAGUUUUUAAGCCCAUGAGCUGCGGUACCAAGAGUUACCCCACUCGAUCAAUUUUGUUCGGAUCUUCUGUGAAUAUGUCAAAUACAUUUUAA